Molecule: messenger RNA, 1676 nt
Organism: Glycine soja
Lineage: Eukaryota; Viridiplantae; Streptophyta; Magnoliopsida; Fabales; Fabaceae
Product: protein SGT1 homolog
Exons: 10
Coding region: 245-1318 (357 amino acids)
Biological process (GO): protein stabilization; defense response to fungus
Cellular component (GO): nucleus; cytoplasm
Molecular function (GO): protein-folding chaperone binding
Source: RefSeq, a predicted model, not a curated record
GAAACUUCAUCCUAAUCAUAGGAGCAAGAAUUUGUCACUGAAUCCAGGUUCUAGGUUGUUUCCUAAUACGAGAUAAAGUUUUAUUUAUUUAUUUUUUGCUAGGCAAUACGAGGUAGUUUCCUAAUUAAGAUUAAUAAAUAUAGCAUAAUACUUGCCUUGUUUCCAGUACCUUUGUUCCCACGCUCACUCUAGAAUUUUUUACCUCUCACACUUCACCUUCUUCUUCUUUAUUCCUUGCUCUUCAAUGGCUUCCGAUCUUGAGCUUAAGGCCAAAGAGGCUUUCGAAGAUGAUAACUAUGAUCUCGCCUACGACCUCUUAACUCAGGCCAUUGGUCUCAGCCCCAACAACGCAGACCUAUAUGCUGACCGUGCGCAAGUCAACAUCAAAGUCAACAACCUCACCGAGGCUGUUUCUGAUGCAAACAAGGCGAUUGAGUUGAAUCCUUCUCACUCAAAAGCAUAUUUGCGAAAAGGUACCGCAUGCAUCAAGCUUGAGGAAUAUCAGACUGCUAAGGCAGCUCUAGAGAUGGGUGCUUCAUUGGCUCCUGGAGAUUCUAAAUUUACUGAUUUGAUCAAAGACUGCGAUGAACUGAUUGCAGAAGAAUCUGGUGUCAUACCCAUACAAGAAGAGAGCACAACACAGGGUGCUGCUACAAAAGCUGUUGAGGCAGAGAAUGAUCUUCCAGAGCCACCUACAGUAACCGUGGUUAAACCUAAAUACAGGCAUGAAUUCUACCAGAAACCUGAUGAAAUGGUUAUUACCAUAUUUGCAAAGGGCAUUCCACGAGACAGCAUUACUGUUGACUUUGGUGAACAAAUAUUAAGUGUUACAAUUAAUAUCCCUUGCAAAGAUGCUUAUGUCUUCCAACCUCGCUUAUUUGGAAAGAUCAUACCCUCCAAAUGCCGGUAUGAAGUUUUGUCCACCAAAAUUGAAAUUUGCCUUGCAAAAGCAGAUCAUAUCCAAUGGACAUCUCUAGAAUUCAACAAGGGUAGCACAGUUGCACAGAGGUUUAGUGUUUUGCCAGUUGCAAGAGGUGAAAAACCUACUUAUCCAUCCUCAAAACCGAAAAUAACAGAUUGGGAUAAGCUUGAAGCUCAAGUUAAGAAAGAGGAGAAAGAAGAAAAACUUGAUGGUGAUGCUGCGUUGAACAAAUUUUUCCGUGAUAUAUAUCAAGAUGCAGAUGAGGACACAAGAAGAGCAAUGAGCAAAUCAUUUGUGGAGUCUAAUGGAACAGUACUGUCUACAAACUGGAAAGAAGUGGGAUCAAUGAAGGUACAGGAAAGUCCUCCUGAUGGCAUGGAGUUAAAGAAAUGGUAAUAUUGAGAUUUUUGUUGGGGUAUAGGAUAAGGAUUAUGCUUUGAAACCUUAUAAAUUGUUUAGAUGAUGAGAAAAUAGGUUAUGCAUUCAUAGUGUAAAACAGUUUCACUUUAUCAUCCAAUCAUAACUCAACCAUUAAACUCUUAGAUUAUUGUUGUGCAAAGGAUAUUUAGUUGCUUUGGUUGUAUUGGUUUUUCUGGUGUAUAUCUUCCCUAAGAUCAGAAGGUUGAUGCUAGAGUUUUUUAGUAUUUUGUGCAUGUAAUGCCGACGCAGCUCUAGUUCUUGUGUUAUAUUGUGUUUUGAGAUUUGAGUCUAAUGGAUCUGGAAUGAGCACUUAUAUUGAUAAUUUAAGAUUCAA